This is a messenger RNA of Aspergillus versicolor CBS 583.65, 2335 nucleotides long. RefSeq names its product putative sugar transporter. The record is from RefSeq and is a predicted model, not a curated record. Gene Ontology annotation, biological process: transmembrane transport. NCBI's taxonomy places the organism in Eukaryota, Fungi, Ascomycota, Eurotiomycetes, Eurotiales, Aspergillaceae. Gene Ontology annotation, molecular function: transmembrane transporter activity. Bases 202 to 1950 code for a protein of 582 amino acids. The transcript is spliced from 6 exons.
AAAUAAAUGCCCGUCCGCUUGGCCCUAGCGACAAAUCUCCCACCAUUGACCCUGAGCGACCUCCAGCGGCCUGCCAUUUGCAUGAUAUAGACUUGCUCUCCAAGUGCGACCACCGCGGCUUCAUCAGUAGAUACUCGGCAUCCGAAUCGAAUUAAUUACCUGUCCAUAGCAGCAAUUUCCUUCAAUACAAUAUCCUCCACCAUGCCUUUCGGAGUCAAUCCCUUCUCGAAGCAAGACCACGAUUUCCCCGGCGUAAUCGUGCCCUUGUCCGAUGCCCCCCCGCAUUCACAUCCGCAAACCAGCCACGAUCCGGAGAAAAAAGUAGGCCCUAAUGAAAAGACUGAUACUGGCAGCCUCGACAGGGCGCCCUCUGCAGAAAAUGGCGUGGGCUCCAUCCACAGUCACCAACCAAGCCAUGAUGGGCCUCUCACUCUGGAGAUCCUGCGUGCUGAAGUUGAGAACGACGUGGUUGCCUCAGGCCAUGACUCCGCAUAUGAUCGCAAAGCAAAAGUGAUUAAUAGGGCCAUCCAAGACAUUGGAAUGGGCCGUUACCAGUGGCAGCUGUUUGCGCUCUGUGGGUUUGGCUGGCUCGCGGACAAUCUCUGGCUCCAGGGUGUUGCACUCACGUUGCCCCAACUGACGCUGGAAUUCGGCGUCGAUGAGAACCGUGUUCGUUUUACAACCUGUGCUCUCUUCCUCGGCCUGUGUCUGGGUGCAUCAUUUUGGGGUAUUGCCUCUGAUAUCAUCGGCCGUCGUCCGGCAUUCAAUUUCACGCUCAUGAUUACCGGUGCCUUUGGUCUUGCCGCUGGUGGCGGUCCAAACUGGAUUGGUGUCUGUGCGCUAUAUGCCUGCUUGGGACUUGGAGUCGGAGGCAACUUGCCUGUUGACGGGGCUCUUUUCCUCGAGUUCCUACCAUUUGCCUCUGGAAAUCUUCUGACCAUGCUGAGUGUGUGGUGGCCAGUUGGUAACUUAGUAUCUAGUCUUUUGGCCUGGGCUUUCAUCCCAAACUUCACCUGUUCCGAAGAAGGACCAUGCAGGAAGGAAGAUAAUAUGGGCUGGAGAUACCUAGUUAUCACACUAGGCGCCAUCACCUUUGUUAUGUUUCUGUGCCGCUUCUUCCUCUUCCACCUUUAUGAGUCGCCCAAGUUCUUGCUUUCCCGCGGACGACAAGACGAGGCCGUUGCAGCAGUACACGGCAUCGCAUACAAGAACCGCAAGAAGACCUGGCUCACCGUUGGAAUCCUGAACGAAAUUGGCGGCUACCCAGAACAAGCAUCCACGCGCCAGGGCCUCAACAACAAGGAAAUCAUUGAGAGAUACAUGUCCAAGUUCUCUUUAGAGCGCAUCAGAGGUCUCUUUGUCACCAAGAAACUUGGAAUCACCACCGUGAUCCUCUGGUUUUGCUGGGCCACUAUCGGAAUGGGCUAUCCUCUUUUCAAUGCAUUCCUUCCCCAAUAUCUGCAAAGAGCCGGCGGAGGUGAGCCCCAGUCCACAUCCAUCGUCUACCGCAACUACGCCAUUACCUCGAUCGUCGGCCUCCCCGGUUCCAUCCUCGCGUGCUGGACCGUUGACAUCAAGUACAUCGGCCGCAAAGGCACAAUGAGUACAGCCACCAUGAUCACUGGCGUCCUGAUCUUCUGCUUCACUGCCUCGACAGACCCAGACAUCCAACUCCUCUGCUCCUCCCUCGAGAACUUCUUCCAGAAUAUCAUGUACGGCGUUCUAUACGCGUACACCCCCGAGGUCUUCCCCGCCCCCAGCCGUGGCACCGGUACUGGAAUAUCCAGCUGCCUGAACCGGAUUGCUGGCCUCUGUGCUCCCCUUGUUGCUAUCUACUCUGGGAGCGAGAACCCAGAUGCACCCAUCUAUGCGGCUGGGGGUCUGAUGCUCGCUGCAUUUGUGGCGAUGAUCUUCCUCCCGAUCGAGACGAGAGGUAAACAAACACUAUGAAACCAUUUGGCCAAAGUAGACUAGCAUUACAGUUUCGUGUUUGGUUGGUGGAGCUGCAGAGUUUUACGUAUAUUGUUCAAGCGAGCACGCACGGCACGGCCUGUAUGAGACGCAGUGUGUCAUGCGAGCUUUUUGUUUCGUUUUUCAUCCUCCAUCUUGAUACCAUAUUUCAAGCUUCGUUCCUUAUUAUCUUUUCUGCUUUUAUUUGCGUCGUGUUUCGUGUCUUUUCCUUUCCUAUCAGCCGGCAUGAGUUUCGAGUACCUACAUACCUAUUAUCCCCAGAAAUUUUGCUUGGAUGUACAUACAUAUAAUGGACUCCAUCAAGAUAAGACUUAAAAAAAAAAAGAAACUAAAAAUAAAAUAAAAUUAAAAACCAUAUCCCACC